AUGAACCUCCACCCCCGCGUCUCUAUUUCUGACCUCCGGCCGCAGCUCGCGCUCCCGACGUGUCUCCGUGGUGCGUUCGAGUGUUUGUGGGACUUUCAGGACGUUUCUCUGGACUUUUGUGGACCUGCUGAGCCGGUGUUGUUCCUUCAGAUCCAGGAGGAGAAGACCCCCCCCGCCGUGGCCGAGCCCGCCCCCCCCCUGCCCGGGGGCUUCCUGAAGCAGCUGGUCCGAGACUCGGAGAAGGAAACCAAGCAGAAGGAGCCGGAGGCCAAAGAGGAGAGACCGCCCAACAAGCUGAGUGACGGCCUGCUGCAACAGUUCCUCCUCCCGGACCAGACUCCUCCUCUCCUGGAGGCGGAGCAACUCCUCCACGACGGCCGGGCCUCCACCCAGAGGCCCAUCCGCUCCCCGGAGACAGGAAACGGGCCGGAGACCAGACAGGAAGUGACACCGAAGAGCAGACAGGAAGUGACACCGGAGACCAGAAAGGAAGUGACACCGAAGAGCAGACAGGAAGUUACACCGAAGAGCAGACAGGAAGUGACACCGGAGAGCAGACAGGAAGUGGAGCCUGACGUGAAGAUGGAGAGGAGCAAGAGGAAGCAGCAGCAGGAGGAGAAGGAGAGGAGGAAGGAGGUGCAGCAGGUGGAGAAAGGGAAAGAGGAGGUGAUGGAGGAGAGGCAGGAGCCGGAGGGCAGACAAGCGGACGCCAGUGUGACGGAGGUGAGAGAUGUUUGGUAUGAAGCCGGAACGGUGUGGUUCGUCCACAAGGAGGGGUUCACCCUCGCCACUCAGCUGAAGCCGGAUGAAGGGACUCCAGAACUCCCAGAAGGCCGAGUGAGAGUCCGGCUGCAGACGGACGGCUCGCUGCACGACGUGACGGAGGACGAGAUCGAGAAGUGCAACCCGGCGGCGUUGGACCUGAGCGAAGACCUGAGCGACCUGCCGAGCGUCAACGAGAGCGCCGUCCUGCACACGCUGACCAGCAGGGCGAGGGCCGGCAUGCCGCUGACGCACGCCGGGCCCAACCUGGUCAACCUGUGGCCCCCCAUGCAGGCCCUCAGCAAGACCCCGAGGUCUCAGCGGGGGGAGUCGGUGUGGGACCCCCCCCCCGCGCUGGAGGCCCUGGUGAAGCGGGUCUACGUGUCCAUGGUGGGCUCCAGGAGGGACCACAGUGUGUGUGUGUUGGGGCGCAGCGGCACCGGCAAGACCACCACGAGCCAGGCCUUCACCCUGGCCCUGCUGCGGCAGGCCGGGGCCACGGGGGGGGUCAGCGGGGAGCGUGUCCAGGCCAUGUUCACCGUGCUGAGGUCCUUCGGCUGCGUGAGCUCGCCGCACAGCGACGCUUCGUCUCGGUUCGCCUCCGUCUUCUCUCUGGACUUCAACCACACCGGGCGGGCCGCCGCCGGACACCUGCAGACGAUGAUGUUGGACAAAUGGAAAGUGUGUCAGAAAACUGACGGAGAAAGUAACUUCCUGGUUUUCUCUCAGAUGUUGGCGGGAGUCAACUCAGCGAUGAGGACCGAGCUGCAGCUCCAUCAGCUUCCUGAGUCAAACUCUUUUGGGAUUGUUCCUCCCACCAAGGUCGAGGAGAAACAGCGUGCGUCCGUCGCCUUCGCCAAGCUGCUGGCCGCCAUGGAAACGCUGAGCUUCUCCGCCGGCGAGCAGAAGGCGAUCUGGCACGUGGUGGCGGGUAUCUUCCAUCUGGGCGCCGCCGGGGCCUGCAAAGUGGGCAGGAGGCAGUUCGUGAACUUCGACAGCGCUCAGGCGGCCGGAGGCGUCCUCGGCUGCGACGGAGAAGACCUGCACACCUCCGUCUUCAAGCAUCACCUCCGUCAGCUGCUGCAGAGAGCCACCGGGGGCAGCAGAGGGAGGGCCGCCGAGGAGGGGGAGGGGCCCCGGCUCAGCGCGGCCCAGUGCGUGGGGGGGAUGUCUGCUGGUCUCUACGAGGAGCUCUUCACCUGCAUCGUGUCUCUCAUCAACAGGGCGCUGAGCUGCCCCCAGCUGACCCUGGCCUCCGUGAUGGUGGUGGACGCGCCGGGCCUCCGCAGCCCGAGGCACGCGGCGGGGGGGCGGGGCGCCGCGGGGGGGCGGGGCGCCGGCUGGGCGGAGCUGAGCCACAACUACCUGCAGGAGCGCCUGCUGGAGCAGUACCACACACACACCUUCACACACACACGGGAGAGAUACACACAGGAGAAGAUCCUGGUGGAGGUUCAGAGUCCAGAGGAGAGUCCGUCUGAUGUGGUCUCUGCUCUAGACCAGCAGCCUCCACAGGUCCGGGCGGCCGAUGGGGACCCCCGAGGUCUGCUGUGGGUCCUGGAUGAGGAGCUGGGGACCCCGGCCUCCAGUGAGAACAGAACCCUGGAGAGAGUCUGCCAGUACUACAGCAACACAGUGCGUCAGUGUGAGCAGCCCCUUCACUGUGAGGUGAACCACCUGAUGGGUUCUGACCCGGUCCGCUACGACCUGACCGGAUGGACCGGACUGAUCCAGAUCAACCUGUCGGCCCUGAACGCCCUCGGGGUCCUGCAGGGCUCCAGCAUAGCGGAGGUGAAGGCCAUGUUCACCCCCAGGAUCUCUCUGCCCCCUCUGUGUCGGGGUCUUGGGGGUCUUGGGGGUCUGGGGGGUCUGGGGGGUCUGGAGGCCGGCAGCCAGCGCUCCCUCCAGAGGAACGGCACCGUGCGCAAAACCUUCAGCGGCGGCGUGGCGGCCGCCCGGCGCCACAGCCAGAGCAUCGGGGUGAAGCUGCAGGCCGACGCCCUGCUGAACCUCACCCGGCGGGCGCGGCCCGUGUUCCUGCAGUGUGUGAGCGCCGAGCCGGACGGCGGCGGCGGCUUCGACGUGGCGGCGCUCCGAGGCCAGCUGCACGCCGCCCAGAUCCUGCCGGCGCUGCAGCUCCACCGCACAGGUUUCCCGGAGCACAUGGCGUUCUGUGACUUCCGCUGUCACUUCCAGGCGCUGGCGCCGGCCGUCAUGAGGCGCUACGCCUCCAUGUUCAUCAGCCACGACGAGCGCAAGGCGGUGGAGGAGCUGCUGGAGGAGCUGGACCUGGACCCCCGGAGCAUCGCCAUGGGCACCAGCAGGGUGAGGACCGGCUGA
Messenger RNA from Pseudoliparis swirei, 3102 nucleotides. RefSeq names its product unconventional myosin-XVIIIb. The coding region runs from base 1 to 3102 and encodes 1033 amino acids. Gene Ontology annotation, cellular component: myosin complex. Gene Ontology annotation, molecular function: cytoskeletal motor activity; ATP binding. The record is from RefSeq and is a predicted model, not a curated record. NCBI's taxonomy places the organism in Eukaryota, Metazoa, Chordata, Actinopteri, Perciformes, Liparidae. The transcript has 22 exons.